CGAGCAGGGGAAGAGGCGGCUGAGGUCGGCCGGCGCCUCGGGGCUCCGCGGGGCCGGAGACAGGCCUCCCCGGCCCCAGCCGCAGCAAGAGCAGCCUCCAGCAGCCACUUCGUGCAGUAAAAGUAACCCUGAGGGUGAGACGUGGGCGGCGCGGCCCCCCGAGGCCUCGGCGCCGCAGACUCGCUGCCCAGCUUCUAGCAGGAAAACCCCAGAAAGGUAUGAAACACCAAAGAGAGUGCUGCGGAUGGAUUUAUCAUCAUCUACCUUCAGUUCUCCUAAUGAUCCAGAUGGACAGAAUGAUAUCUUUUGGGAUCAGAAUUCUCCGAUGACAAAACAGCUAGGUAAAGGAAGGAAAAAGAAGAUUUAUACCACAGACAGUGAUGAGAUCUCACAUAUUGUUAAUCGGAUUGCACCUCAGGAUGAGAAACCAAUGACAGACUCCAUGCUGGGCGUGUGGAUUGGUGAAACUGCUAUUCCAUGUACUCCUAGUGUAGCAAAAGGAAAAUCAAGGGCAAAACUCAGCGGUACAAAGUUAAAAACUCAAAAUCAGGAGGAGGAACUUAUGAAAUUGGCUAAACAAUUUGAUAAAAAUAUGGAAGAGCUGGAUGUGAUUCAGGACCAAAACAAGAGAGAUCAUGAUCUUAUCCAGACGAUUUCAGAAGCAGAGACUUUAGAUAAUUACAGAGAUAAUGUACAAACGCAGUUACUGCAUGAUAUCGUUCCCGGAAUAGAUAAUGCUGUGUUAAAGAAGCCAGGGAAAGAAAACACCAAGAUAACCGUGGUAAAUGGGCAAAAGAGCAGUCAGAAGCCAUUUGACCAAAAUGCUGAAGCAGCCUUUAUUGCCAUUUUUGAUGGUUCUACUCAGAAAUGUAGUGGACAGUUAAGCCAAGAGCUGUCAGAUGCUUUUUCAAACACCGGUAAUACUACAUUUGGAAAGAAAAGUGCUUUGAAAGAGGAGAAGAUCAUUACCAAUGAAACUCUGGUCACUGAAAAACUACCAGGGUCACUUUCUUAUCAGGUAGAUGCUCCUGGAAUGACAAAAUCAUAUGUGACUUCCUGUACGAAGGAACCAAGAGCUUUCAAUAAGCACAUUGAUGCAGUUACUGCCACUGAUUUUGAGGAUGACUGGGAAAACUUACUAAAUAAUGAACCUUUUGUUACGCAAAAUGUCAAAAUGUCUGAGCAUUUCUCUGCUCCUCCAAAAGCCCAGAUUACUGAUCAAAAGGAAAUGUGUACCUUUAAUAGUAAACAUGAUGAAAGUAAGUCAGGAAUGAAUACAAGUCUAGAUACCAGGUUAAAAGAUUCAAAAUUUUUACAUGAUCUCCCUUCAAAGGCACCUAACAGUGAAUUAAUGGGUGCAAAGUACAGACUUUCGCCAAAGUCAAAUGAUAAAUCAGAUAAAUUAUCUGCUGGAAAUAAAAUGAAAUUUCAGAAAUCUUUUAAUACAAGUGUUCAGGACAAACUUCAAGACCAUGCAGUUGCAUCUAAUCUGACAAAAGUAAAGGAAGAUACUCAUAGUAAGUUUACUUCUAAUGUAAAUACUUCUGGAAAAAAGUCUACUUUGAACACAAGACAUUCUAGUGAACAAAAAAAUAAGUCCAUUUUUAAACAAUCUUUUAAAGCACCUACAAAUGUAGAGCCUUUAGGCCCUGCAGCUUGGGGCAAUAAGACCAGUGUUUGUAACGCAAAUCAAGCUAAUGCAUCCAAGUUAAGUUCUUUCUUUGAUGAUUGGAAUGAUCCAUCAUUUGCCAACGAAAUUGUUAAUGCAUGUCAUCAAUUAGAGAAUGCCUGGGAGGCAGAUGAUGUAGACGACGAUUUACUGUACCAAGCAUGUGAUGAUAUUGAAAGACUAACUCAGCAACAAGACACGAAAGCGGACAGCAAGACAUCAGAAGGUGUGCUUGAGAUCAAUAAUGGUUCUAAACAUGGAGCCAAAAACGUGUUUACUACACCUAAACAAGGGACUCAUUUGCUGCAAUCAAAGCCUUUGAAUCUGAACAACAUUUCAGCACAUUCAUCUUCAUUGACAAAUAGCUCACAAAUAAGUAAAUCGAUGAAGACGGAGAAAAGGGAGGUUUGUGGAAAUUCUCCAGGCUUUUUAGGUGCUACGACAAAUUUGACUCUCUACUCUAAGAACUCAGAUUGUCAGGUCAAUAAUCGGUGUCUCUCUUGGAAUAACAGUGAUGUUCCAGUACAAGUGAAUAGUUCCAAAUCGGUUCUCUCAGGAAGUUCAGGUUCGAAUGUGAGUUCAGAUCAUAUGAAUACAGAAAUUGGUUCUUACAGGAAGAAGCUGAGUGGUGCACAUCCGUCCCACAAGACCAUGGCUAGUGAAGGGGCUUGGUUUGACCUUAACAGGGCAGCUAGAUUGUCUAAGUACACAUUUACGAAGAUGAAAAGUUUGCCAUUUCUUUCCCAGUUUAAUAACGAAUGUAUAACAGGAAGUGUUUCUGAUACCAGAAUUACACAGGAUUUGGAGAAAAAUAGAACUGUCAACCCAUUAUGUGGGAAGGCUGUUCAACAGCAGCCUUUGGUGAAAUCCUCUGAAUCUUUGGAACAACCUUCAAAAGAGGAAGAAGAGAAAAAUAGAAAGUAUUCUCCUGAAGAAAUUCAGAGAAAAAGACAAGAAGCACUGUUUCGAAGAAAGGCCAAAAGCACAGGCGGCGACUGUAAAGGCAGCUCCCACUUAACCUGAUUGUUUAAUGAAGCGUUAGUGGGGAGACAACAAGGACAGUCGAUAGCUAUCUAUGAUAGGAAGCAUUUGUUCUUGGUUUCUCUGUGAGAAAUUUAAUGCUGAGUUAUAAAGCGUGGAAUUCUACUUUAUUUAAUAAAUCAGUGUUUGCAAUGACCAGUGAAACCUUUCCUUGGAGAUGUAUGUGAAAGUAAUUGCGUGUAAGUUUUGGAAAUUCAGGGAAGUUAACAAUUUUGUAGUAGAAAUAUACAGAGGGAAGUAGUUUCAUUUUUUAAAUAUCGUGACUGCGGAGGACCAUCAAAAAUAAUCUACUUAAAUUUUUACUUUAGUAAGUCUUUUCCUAACACUAGACUAUUUUUUUUUUUACAGGUUUACUUUCAAUAACUGUGCCUUAAGGUUUUUAUACAUUUCUGAAUCCUAAUACUUCCAUAUUGUUAGGAACAUGGUAGGAAAUAAAGGACUUCAGUUUAUUUGUAAGGACAUUAUUAUUUUCAAUUCCUAGUCCAUAAUAGAUGUGAAUUUUAAAUUCUAAAAUGUAAUGCAUUUUGGAAACUUCCCUCCGUUUUUAGGAAAAAUGCUGAUUUAAGAAGUUGAGUUUAGAAAAAAGAUUGGAUUGGCUGUGUAAGUAGUAUAGCAUCAUGCAUGUUUAGAACUGUCAGAAACUCGUUAUCAUCUGGUCCAGCCUCUUUGUUGUCUAGGUAAGAAAUGAAUAGCAUUGUUCUGAAAGUCAUGAGGCGAGUUAAAGCUGUGCUGCGAUUGGAAUGAUUUCUUUCAUUCCAGUGGAUUCCUAGGCUAUUGUACCAUUUGCUUCAAAGUACAUGAAAUACCAUGUCUGUGGGAGCAUUAAUUACUUUAUGGUAUAAAACUUAAAUAAAAGCACAUUAAGGACUGUUCAGUAA
This is a messenger RNA of Vicugna pacos (alpaca), 3588 nucleotides long. Lineage: Eukaryota; Metazoa; Chordata; Mammalia; Artiodactyla; Camelidae. The record is from RefSeq and is a predicted model, not a curated record.